GAAAUUACCUGAAUUUGUGUUCAUUUACCUGAAUUUCUUCUGCAAAUCUAUCUGGAUUUACCUGAAAUUGAGCUUCGGCAGGGAUUAGACCUUUGGGUUAAAGCCUUUCACACAAAAUAGGAGGGGUGAAGUGAAAUUUUGGUGGGGUUGAACACUUUAUUAGAGGGGUUAGAGAUAUUCUAGGGGGGGUUUAACCCCCCCCCUAACCCCCCCAGUAAAUCCGCCCAUGUUCUGAUGUAUCGUAAAGUACAUCAUAAUGAUUUUUCUAGUCUUGGGAAGCCAGAUACAUCUUAUUGCUAUGGUUGUCAAUCGUAUGUAUGGUACCAUUUGAUAUGUCAAGAUUUGAUGGUGAUAUUGCUCAAACCUCUGAUCAGAAACCUAUCACUGAAAGAAUUCUUGACUUUGCCAAGGUGAGCCUUUGGAAGUGAUUCUAAUGGUUAUAUACUGUGUUACACAGUCUUUAGUCUUUCAUGUCUCUGAGGCACAGCAGGGCUUAGCCCAUGAGAGACAGGGUACUGUGGUUUUCUAUAAAAAUUGUAACUGUAGCACUGGACCAAUUUGUACAAACUGUAACAGUUUGUACAAAACAGUGAUAAUGUAAAAAUAUGAUAAUGGCAUUGUAAAAAUAAAGGUUGUUUUUAACCAAAUGUGUGUUUUUUUCGUGGGAAAUACGUUCAUCCAAGUGACCUUUAAUUAAUGCAUAUUCAUGAUUCUUCCAUAUGUAUGACAUUUAAUACAAUCUAUAUAUUAUAUUUUUGUCCUCUAGGUGUAUCUCAAUGUAGUUGACAAAUGCAGAGAUGCUGCCGCAUUAGUAAUAGCUAAGUAAGUAACUCCUUGCCCCUGGUGCAAUUUAUCAAUUUACUCAAUAUCACAAAAAAAAAUUAAACAUGUUCUGAAAUUUUGCAAAAUAAAUAAGUUUCAUUUCAGCUACUGUAGCUGAUUUCAAUAAGGUCUUAAAAACUACUUUGUUUCUACCGGCAGAUUUGUUACCCGACCUGAUGUGAAAACUCGUUACUUACCCGAAUUCUUGACGUGGUCCCUAGACUAUCUUUCCAAAAUUGACGGUAUAUAAAGUUUGUAUAAAAAAGUAAAGAACUUAAAAUGUGAUAUUUAUUGUAUGCUUAUGCAAACACAGUGUCUGUGAUUUAAGUGUGAUCUAUUGCAUUUUUUAUUUCAGCGAGGACACAAGCCGGUACAAACAAAAUGACGGGAAUCUUAAGUACUCUUGUAAGAUUUUAUAAUUAUACUAUUUGUCAAAUUGAAAUUGUUUCUUUUCGCGGGAAUCUUAUGUGUUAUAUAAUGUUAUAUAUUUUAGUUAUCGGUAUGUUUUUUUGUGUAAUAGUUCAAUUUCCAUGUUCAGGGAUUAUUCUUUUGUAUUUUAGGCACUUCUUUUUAAGCACGGAAAAAGAGCCGACUUAAUUACACACGGUAAUUAUAUAAGAGCAGAAUCUUUUAUAUUUUAUGUAACAUGCUCUGACUACAUUCAAAAAUUUUUUAUACGUUUUUCAAGCGGCAAACAAACUUAAGAAGUAUGUUUAGUGCUUUAUUUGUAAAAUUAUGCUAAAAUGAAGAGCUUUACGCUGGUACGCCAAAGAGAAAAUGAUAUCUGAAAUUCGGUAAAUAUUGUAAAAUGAAGAGAAUGUAGCCCUGUGUCUGUGAAGUUCGCAAAUUUUGUAUAUAUUUGUAAUACGCGCGGUAAAAAUCAAACUUUGCAAUUUUACUCAUUUUAAGAUGCUCUUUCCAGCUGUGGUAAUGGAUUUCAUUCUUCUUGUCUAGAUCAAAAUUUCGUCUAUAGCUGGAAUCAACCAUUGGCAUUGUUAAUUCUAUAAUAGCUAUAAAUGUAUGUGUGUUUUUAGCCAGAACAGUUCGUGAGACAGUUGAAUCUUGUGAUAUCCUGACAGUUAAUAACAGUUUGUUAAGAAAACUUUAUGUCAAGUUAAUUCAGGUCAGUGUCGUGUAAUUUCUCCUUUUUUUUUAAAACUCAAAGAAACCAUUAAUUUAGUCUUUCUUACCAUUACAGAGACUGGGGCUUACUUUUUUAAAACCAAGGCUUGCAGCCUGGAGGUAAUGUGUGACAAGUUAUCAAAAAGCGAGGCUCUCCAUUGUUAUGUGUUUCAGAUUCAGAUUUUAUCUCUUACAUUCUGUUUUAUCAACUUAAUUAAAGGUAUAAGAGGGGAACCAGAUCACUAUCGCAUAAUCUCGCAAAAUCUGUACAAGUACGAUAAUAUUUAUUGCUUUGGUAAUGUGUUCAUUCGAAAUUUUAUCACUGACGCUGUAUCUUUUAAAUACUAGAUAAUUAAGUAGUAAACUUUAGUAUAAUUUUUUUCAGGAAAAAACUAUAACAGAUAUCCAGGUCAUGGAAAACGAAAAUGUAAUUAAAAUGUUUUAGCAUGUUACAGUAGUAGGAUGUUACAAAAUAUUAAUUUAAUGUUUCAAGUAUCCAGUAAAUGUUAACUACGCAUUUUAUUUUAGGAAUUAGAUGAAAACUUUGAUGUCCCGGAGGAUAUCGAAGAUAUUAUUGGUAUGAAACGUCUUGCUGUCUUAUCUGCAUCUAAAGGAGCACCGUACGAACGGGAACGUUUUUCUGAAAAAAACCCCGUUACUUUUCGUAUGUUGAUGGCAGAAUAUUGAAAUAUUUCUCUCAACAGAAAGGGUGGAUUUCCACUCGUCGAAAUAUUUCUCUUGAUUUCUUUUGAAUUGUGACCAUCCGAUUAAAUCAGUAAGUCCUCCUUUACCGCUCACAAUUCAAAAGAAAUUGAGUGGAAAUCCAGCUUGAACUGUGAACAAUCAUCUUCAACUUGCUCGAUUGUACCAUAGAUAUCUUAUAUACACUAGAUAGUGCAUCUAAUUAUUCUGCAAUUCAAAAAUUGAAGCCGUGAUUGCAGUCUCAGGUCGUUCCCAUGAAAUGAGAAGAUUCGUAUGUUUUCUAUUUCUUGAACAGGGAACUUAAACAUUAAGUUAACCCUAUUCCAAAUACAUGUUCAAACUAUUCAUAUAAUGAAAGUUAUUGUUGUUUUUAAGCGUUUAUUAGCAAGUGGGAACGACCAACAUGGCCGCCAUCUAUUCAAAUGCGGGUAACCGCUGGAAUAUUCUUGGCUUCAAUUUUACUAAAUGAGAUGCGCUAUCUAGUGUAUAUAAGAUAUCUAUGGAUUGUACGGUGUUUUAUAGUGCAGUCAGCCUUGUGAUUUAUCUCCUAUCAACAUCGUUAAAUAUAGCUUGCCCGUUGGAAAUUAAAGUAAACAAUACGUCUGUAGCAAACUUAAUUUAAAUUUAGUGUAGUAAUAAAUGUAAUCAAUUUGUUGUUCUUUUUCGUACUUUCUAGAGAUACUGUUGAUAGGUUUGAAAGAGAAGGAUACCAUUGUAAGAUGGUCAGCAGCGAAAGGGUAAUAAUUCUGUGAAAGUUAUGAAUUUAAUUUUUGUGACAUAUUCUUCUAGAUUUUGGACUCAUCUUUGUUUGGUGUGUUAUGUAGAGUUGGUAGAAUAACGGGCAGACUUCCCAAGGAACUUGCUGAUGAUAUUGUUGGUGCUGUAUUAGAUUUAUUCAGGUAACAUGAAAGCAUGGUGAUGGUAAAGAUUGCAUGGUUAUAUAAGAAGCAUGGUGAUGGUGAUGGUGAUGAUUGUGGUUAUGAUGGUGAUGAUUAUGGUGUUGGUAAUAUGAUGGUGAUAAUGGUGUUGGUAAUGAUGGUGAUAAUGAUGGUGAAUGGUGAAGGUUGUGGUUAUGUUGCUUGUGAUUGAUGGUGAUGAUGAUCAUGGUGGUGGAAGUUGUGGUGAUGAUCAUGAUGGUGGUUGUGAUGAUGAUUGUGAUGUUGAUUGAUAGUAGUGAUGAUGGUGGUGUUAGUUCUGGUGGUGGUGAUUAUGUUGGUAAUGAUGGUGAUUUUUGUGAUGGUGAUGAUUGUUGUUAUGGUGGUGAUGUUGAUGAUGGUGGUGUUGAUGGUGAUAAUAAUGGUGAAGGUUAUGGUUGUGGUGAUGUUGCUUGUGAUGGUGAUCAUGAUGAUGGAGGUAAUGAUGGUGAUGAUCAUGGUGGAGAUGGUGUAAUGAUGUGGAUGAUGAUGGUGGUAGUGAUGGUCAUGAUAGUAAUGUAUAUGCUUGUUGUAGUGGUGAUGGUGGUUGUGAUGAUGGUUGAUCGUAGUGAUAGUAGUGAUGAUGGUGGUGUUAGUUCUGGUGAUGCUGAUGGUAAUCAUGGUAUGGUGUUCAUAGUCGUAACAAUGAUGUCAGAUGACCUAUUUUGUGUUAUUUUAGUUUUCAGGAAACUGACAGUGCUUGGCAUGGAGGUGAGGGAAUUAAGAUUUCUUGUGUCAAUCUUACAAUUUAGCUUAUUUCGUAAUUCGUAUGCACAUGAUCGUAUUCACUUACCUCGAAGUGUGACCCUCGUGGAAGAUCAGGAAGAAGAAAAAAUAUUGACAAAGCUUGACCACGAAGAUAACUUUUUCACUCUCUUAUAUUUUCUGUGAUCUUUGUUUCAUUAUUAUAAUGCAAAUAUUAUUUUGUCAGGAUGUCUUGCGCUCGCUGAGCUAGGUCGAAGAGGACUGUUGUUGCCUCAGAGAUUGUCUGAAGGUACGUAAUCUGCUGAUAUCUGAAAAGUAUUAACGCCAGUUCUGAAAGUAUUGGUAACUAGUGAAAUAAACAAAUAACUAGUGAACUAAACAUCUUGUUUUUAGUCGUUCCUGUUGUCUUGAAAGCCUUGCUAUAUGAUGAAAGAAGAGGAGCGAUAAGUGUUGGUAUGUGCUUAUGUCCUCUAAUAUCUCUCAGAAAUAUAUCCUAAUGAUUUAUUCGUUAUGUGAUCACAGGUUCCAAUGUGAGAGAUGCUGCUUGUUAUGUAUGUUGGUCAUUUGCAAGAGCAUACGACCCUGUUGAAAUUAAACCUUAUAUUGAAGAGAUUGCUAGGUAUGCAUAAUUGUGAUAUCUCGUACAUAUUGUAGAAUACUAUCUACAGCGUGGAUUUCCAAGCAGCUAUAGUUGGUUUCUGAACUGCCUCAAACUUUUAAAAACACUUCAUCAGGGUGGUUAGAUGUAUCUACGUACCUCAUGAUAAACGAUCUUUUACUAGAAAUCGAAGUUAUCAUGUUCAAUCUUUUCCAAGUAGUUCAGAUAUAGACCACAGUAUAUUUUCAACAUUAGCUAUUUUCAGGAUGGAAACUCAAGUUUAUGCAUUCAGAUUUUUUUGUCAUUGUUUUUUCAGAGGUUUGCUGAUUGCGACGUUAUUUGAUAGAGAUAUAAACUGCCGUAGAGCGGCCUCGGUAAGAUCAAUCCAAUGACUAGCAUCGUAAAUAUGUUAACCAUAAAUACUUUAUUAUUUUGUCCCCUCUCUCAAAUAGGGCCCCAUCUCUAAUAAGACCCCAUCUCUAAUAAGACCCCCUCUCAAAUAAGACCCCUCUCUCAAAUAAGACCCCAUCUUUAAUAAGACCCCCUCUCAAAUAAGACCCCCCUCUCCAAUAAGACCCCACUAUAAUAUGCUUCCACUUUUGGAGAAAGAACUUUAACAACCCCCCUUACGUAAAGUAAAGGGUAUUGCAUUACUUACGGACUUGCAGCAAAUUCAUUAAGCUCCCUCUGGUUUCUCCGACUCUAAUAAGCCGCCUCAAACAACUCAAACCCAGCGUGAACCUAGCAGGCUUAAUAGAGGAUUUGCCGCAACACAACUUCUAGGUGGAAUAAAUAUAUUAUGGUUUACAGGCCGCUUUUCAAGAGAAUGUUGGAAGACAGGUAUGCUUAACAAUAUACAUGAAACGAUCAGGCACUGAAAAAAAACUAAACAGCGUUGGUAGCACAGAGUUGGUAGCAUAUACCAAUAUGUUAUGAGAUUGAGGAAAAUUACAUUAAUUUGGAAACUACGUAUUGCAGAAAUAGAAUCAAAGGCCAAAGAGUGCUUCCAGUUCGACUCUACCAGGCACUGUGUGUUCUUCAGGUACUUCGGUUUCUGAUGACCUUAUAUGAAUAUCUUGCUUUGCUUGGUAGGGUACCUUACCUCAUGGCAUCGAUAUUCUAACUAAAGCAGAUUACUACGAAGUCGGCAAAAGGAAAAAUACUUAUCUUACAAUAAGGUGGGUGGGACAUUAUAAUUAG
Molecule: messenger RNA, 6063 nt
Organism: Paramuricea clavata
Lineage: Eukaryota; Metazoa; Cnidaria; Anthozoa; Malacalcyonacea; Plexauridae
Source: the annotation of a GenBank genome assembly